AUGCAAACCCGCGAAUGGACCCUCACCAACAAACCAACGGCCCUCCCAACCAUCUCCGGCCCCAACCCCACCUUCACUUUGAACACCAUCUCCCUCCCCACGCUGCAACCCGGCCAAGUCCUCAUCAAACCGCUCUACCUCUCCAACGACCCGGGCAUGCGCCCAUGGAUCUCCGCAAAUGCAGACCCCAAGCGGCAAUACCUACCACCGAUCCAUGAGGGCGAAGCGAUGCGUACCGCCGCCAUAGUACGGGUUGUCGAAUCUACUUCCGAGAAACUCCCGGUAGAUACUUUGGUAUUCGCAUUCACAGAAUGGCGCGAGUUGAGCAUCCGCGAUGAAGCCGAGUGCCAGCCUCUCGCGCCCAUUCCGGGCCUCGAUAUCGCACAUUUCCUGGGUGCGUUGGGAACGCCUGCUAUCACGGCGUACUAUGGGCUUAAGGAGAUUGUCAAGGUGCAGCCUGGAGAGACGGUUGUUAUUUCCGGGGCUGCGGGUGCGACGGGAAGUAUGGGGGUGCAGAUUGCGACGAAGCUGCUUGGUUGUCGGGUUAUUGGUAUUGCGGGGACAGAUGAUAAAUGUGCUUGGGUCAGGGCUCUUGGGGCGGAAGAGUGUAUUAACUACCGCUCUGAAUCGUUUGAGGAGGAUCUCAUCAAAGCAACGGAGGAUUAUGUUGAGGUUUAUUUUGACAACGUCGGCGGCGCCAUCCUCGACCUCAUGCUCACCCGGCUGAAGCGCUUUGGACGGAUUGCUGCUUGCGGCACAAUCUCAACCUACAACUCCACCGAGCAGACCUACAAGCAUCUCUUCGAAAUCAUCCAAAACCGCCUGAGCAUGCACGGAUUCUUCGCCUAUGACUACUUACCUCACCUCCCUGCGACUACGGAACUGCUCGUCCAGGCGUGGAAGGAUGGCAAGAUCAUCCUGGAUGACGAGAUGCAGACCAUUGUCGAUGCGGGCUUUGAGGAUGUCCCGGGUGUUUGGUUGAGGUUAUUUGAGGGGAAUAACACUGGGAAGUUAUGCACUAAGCUGGUUUAA
Molecule: messenger RNA, 1032 nt
Organism: Aspergillus chevalieri
Lineage: Eukaryota; Fungi; Ascomycota; Eurotiomycetes; Eurotiales; Aspergillaceae
Product: MDR family NADP-dependent oxidoreductase
Exons: 4
Coding region: 1-1032 (343 amino acids)
Molecular function (GO): oxidoreductase activity, acting on the CH-CH group of donors, NAD or NADP as acceptor
Source: RefSeq, a predicted model, not a curated record